Messenger RNA from Nomia melanderi (Alkali bee), 2710 nucleotides. Its product is annotated as protein arginine methyltransferase NDUFAF7, mitochondrial. Gene Ontology annotation, cellular component: mitochondrion. Gene Ontology annotation, biological process: mitochondrial respiratory chain complex I assembly. Gene Ontology annotation, molecular function: protein-arginine omega-N symmetric methyltransferase activity. The record is from RefSeq and is a predicted model, not a curated record. NCBI's taxonomy places the organism in Eukaryota, Metazoa, Arthropoda, Insecta, Hymenoptera, Halictidae.
UUAUAUACACAUAAGUAGACACCUAGGUAAUACAUAUGUACGUUAACAAAUACGAUCCAGUCGGCAAGAUUAACUUUUAUUACAUUAUUUCUACUUAAAUAAAAAUUUUUAAAUGUUAGAAAUAAGUUUAACAAUGUCUCAAAUGUUUCGAAAUUUUAGAAAAUGCGUGGAAAGUUACAGGUUGUUAGAAACAAAAAUUUUAAUAAAUUGUCGAAAGACAAGUUAUUCCUUUUAUUCGUCAAACUCAUUACAUUCAAAUGAAAUGAAAUUGCCAAACCUUUAUCGACAUAUAUACUCAAAAAUCGUAGCAUGUGGGCCUAUGACUGUUGCUGAUUAUAUGAAAGAAGUUUUAACUCAUCCAACUGCCGGUUAUUAUAUGAGUAAAGAUGUCUUUGGAAAAGAAGGUGAUUUUACAACAUCUCCAGAAAUUACACAAUUAUUUGGAGAAAUGAUAGCAGUUUGGAUGCUCCAUGAAAAAAUGAAAAUUGCUAAAGGUCCCUUUCAAAUCAUCGAAUUAGGACCAGGUAGAGGAACUUUAAUUAAAGAUAUAUUACGGGUAUUUAAACAACUAAAUGUCUUAAACAAUAUAUCAAUACAUUUAGUAGAGAUCAGUCCUGCAUUAUCAUUAAUUCAAGCAAAUAAUUUAUGUAAAACGAGUAAAGAACACAAUAUUGAAACAAAUGAGUCCGAACACGAUUACAUUACUUAUUAUAGAGAAGGUGUUACAGAAGAUGGUAUAAACAUAUAUUGGUAUCAUUCUGUUAAAGAUGUGCCCAAAAAAUUUAGUAUAUUUUUAGCACAUGAAUUUUUUGAUGCUUUACCAAUACAUAAAUUUCAGAAAACUAAUAGUGGAUGGAGAGAAGUUCUAGUGGAUAUAAUUGAAGGAAGCAAAGAAGAAAAGUUUCGUUAUGUAUUAUCAAAUGCAGAAACACCUGCAAUGUUUUACAUUGCUGAUAAUGAAAAAAGGGACCAUAUAGAAAUCAGCCCACAAAGUCUGGUAAUAGUAGACUACAUAGCUCAAUAUUUGUGGGAAUAUGGUGGAUUCGCUUUAAUUUGUGACUAUGGACACAAUGAUGAUCAAACAGAUACAUUUCGUGCAUUUUCUAAACAUAAAGUGCACGAUCCACUAUUACAUCCAGGAACUGCAGAUUUGACAGCAGAUGUCGAUUUUGCAGCUAUAAAAAAUGUUGCAGAAAAAGACAACAGACUUAUAACAUUUGGACCAAUAGCUCAAGCAUGUUUUUUAAAAAAUCUUGGAAUUGAUGUACGGUUAAAAAUUCUUCUACAAAAUGCUACAAAAGAGGAGCGUGAACGUUUAGAAUCUGGAUAUCGAAUGAUUAUGGAUGAUGAUAAGAUGGGGAAACGUUUCAAAGUUUUAUCACUUUUUCCUUUUGUCGUAAAGGAAUAUUUUCAGAAAUUACCAGUAGCAGGAUUUUGAAAUGAAUAUAAAGAACGAGUCACAAAAUAUUAAAUCGAUAUUUAUUGUUUAUACAUUAAAUAAAAGAAAUAGAUGUAAUUUAAAUAGCAUUUUUUGUUAUUCAUAUUUCUAUGAAAAACGUUAAUGUAUCUUUACAAGUUUUAAUUUUAGGUACAAGUUUAUGUUUUAGAGUUGCAUAAUUGCAGAAAUCAAAUUAAGUAACUGUAAAAUCAUAUUUUCUUGACAUUUCUAAAAAUUUUAAUACUUUUUCUCGUUGUUGAUUAAAAUUUUCUUUUUUAGGUUUACGCCAAACAUCAUGAUUUAAAUCUAACAUUCCGCCGAUAAUCUCCUGAAAUGAUAUGUAUUAAAAAUUGUUUCUAUGAAUGAUAAUUCUACUUCUAAAGUUUAUUUGAAAAACAAAACUUACCUCUGCAAAAUUUGUUGGAAAUAAGUGUUCAUCUUCUAUAACAUGGGCAUAUCCUUUACCACUUUCAAAUUCGAUCAUGAAAUAAGAUAAACCAUUUGGUAUGGCUUUUCGUAUAUCCUUGUGUUCAAGUUCAAUAACUUUUUUAUUCAUUGACCAUUCUGUUUCACACUCCAGUAAUGCUUUCUACAUUAAAAAUUAUAAUAAAUUAUAAUAAUUGAAGUAAUUCGAUUCAUUAUAGAUAUAUAAUUUUACCUUGAAAUACAUUGGAAUUAAUUCACCUAUUUUUUUUGGUAAAGGAACACAUUCUAAUUGCAUAUGCAAAAAUUUGUGACGAUUUUUAUAACUUUCAUAGAAUACUGGAUAUUUAUUUUGUUCCGUAAACAUGUCAUAUAAAAUUCGUUUAAAUACCUAAAAAUAAAAUUUUACAUACUUUAUGUUCAUAAGACGUUAUAACUAUAUUUUACCUUUAAUUUUUCCCAAAUAUUUUCAUCUAAUUGCAAUUGACAAGCAAUAUGGUGUACUGGUGUAAUUAUACAAUGUCCUUCGGUUAAAGAAGUAUAAGGAGGAAGACUUAAACAAAUUUCAGAAUUCAUUGCAAUAAUCAUAUGUUUUAACAUGUAUUUGGAAUCUAUGCACCAGUGACAAGUAUCUAAACUUUUUGAUAGUCGUUUAUGUUCCUUGAUAGCAAGUGAACGAUCUUUUUCAUCCCGGUUUGUAUUUGAUUGAACUCGUGUAAUUUGUUCUUCAAAUAUUUCAUCCAUAUUCAUAUUCUGGAAAUUUAUAUAUUUAGUAAUAUGUAAUAAUAGUAAAAUAAGUGUUUUGUUUUCCUGUAUACCUUAGAAGCAACUUUAGCAAAUAGAGCAUCA